Molecule: messenger RNA, 3891 nt
Organism: Exaiptasia diaphana
Lineage: Eukaryota; Metazoa; Cnidaria; Anthozoa; Actiniaria; Aiptasiidae
Product: inversin
Exons: 17
Coding region: 216-3500 (1094 amino acids)
Molecular function (GO): protein binding
Source: RefSeq, a predicted model, not a curated record
CAAGCUGGAGUUCACGAUAUAUUUUGGGGCUGCGAUGUUCUAUUACUUCUCCUUUUGUAAAUCAAUUCUUCUGUUUGAGUAUUUCAAAGCUUCUUUACUAUUUUAAUAGACGUUUAUUUAUACUUGGUCAAGAAAAUGCCAGAUUUUUAGUGACGCUAGAUCUUCCUUCCCGUUGCCAAUGGAGGAAACGGCGCCACGAUCAAAACUAAAGUGCAAUGUCGCAGUUAUCGAUAAGACCGAUAAGUUUACACAAUUCAUUAUCACAUUCAGAACAAGAUGAAGAUAAUCUUUCACAUUUAGACGACUUUGAUAAUCCUGAAGGGCUCUCAAAUACAUCAACACUCCUUCAUGCUGCUGCUGUCAAUGGCAACAAACGUAUGCUGCAAAAAUUACUCCAAGAAGUCAAUUCUAGUGAUGAGAUAAACAGAGGAGAUCAGUUCGGUAGAACACCUUUGGUCUACAGUGUGCUUGGAGACCGUUUAGACUGUGCAAAGCUGCUUAUUCUGUAUGGAGCCAGUGUAUCGAUGAGUGAUUUUGAUGGACGAACGCCACUACACUGGGCAGCAUAUCAGGGAAGCCAAAAGUGUGUGAAAUUGCUGUUAGCAAGGGGAGCUGACUGGAAGGCAAAAGACACAAAGGGAAGAACACCACUACAUUUUGCUGCCAGUCAUCAGUCCUCUAAGUGUUUAGCUGUUUUACUAAAGAAGGCACCCAAGGGUGAUGUCCAUGUUGAUGACCCUGAUAAUGAUUCCAUGACAGCUUUACAUUGGGGAGCAUCUUAUGGCAAUACAGAACAUGUCAGGAUGCUUUUGAAGGCAAAAGCAUCUGUAAAGCUGCUUGACUUGGAAAGUAAAACACCAUUACAUUGGGCGACAACCAACCGAAAUCCAAGUGUUGUCAAACUUAUUCUGGAACAAACCACUGAAAUCAUAAACUGGAAGGAUGUUGAAGGCAGAACAGCAUUACAUCUUGCUGUAGCCAGACAAAAUGAAGAUGUUGUCAAAUCACUUUUAGUUGUGGAAGAUUGUAAUCCUUCUCUUCAGGAUAACAUGGGACGCACACCACUUCACUGGGCCACUGUUUUAGAAAAUUCUCGUAUUGUGAAGCUGUUACUUCGUAGAGGAGCGGACUACAAGGUUGCAGAUGGUAACGGGUCAACUGUCCUUCAUUAUGCUGCUCAGGGUGAUUUUGCUCAAACUGUUGAAGUGUUACUUUCAAGUUGUGAUAUUAAAGACACUCCUGAUGAUAAAGGCAGAACUGCUUUAAUGUGGGCAGCUGGAAAAGGGGCAAGUUCAUCUCUAGAUGCUAUGCUCCGUCAUCAUCUUGAUGUCCAUGAGACGGACAAUGCAGGUCGAACAGCUCUUCACAUUGCUGCGUACACAGGAGAUGUCAAUUGUGUGGAGAUGCUGUUAAAAUAUGGCGCUAGCGUCAAUGCCUUGGAUCAGCUUAACCACACUCCAUUGUUUAGAGCUUGUGAGAUGGGAUAUGCUGAUGUUGUAAAUUUGCUAAAAGACAAUAAAGCCAUGCUAGAUUUAGAAGAUCAAGAUGGCCGGUCUCCUCUUCAUUGGGCUGCUCUAAAUGGACAUGUUCAUAUUUGCUUUAUCCUUGUUACUAAUAAUGCUCAAGUCAAUAGAGGAGAUAGAUUAGGUUGUACACCACUGCAUUGUGCUGCUUAUGGAGGUUUUGUGAAUUGUAUGUCACUUUUGAUUGACAAUGGGGCUGAUGUGAACAAGCUUGACAACGAAGGGACCUCUGCCUUUCACUGGUCGUGUUCCUCUGGCCAUCUUGAAGCAGUCAAACUACUGUUUAGGAAAAAAGCCUUCCCUAACUACACUAAGCUCAACGAAGAAAGAUUAACACCAUUGGACUUUGCUAUCAUAGGAGACCAUCAAGAUGUGGCGCAGUACAUGAUUGAGCAAGGCGGUCUGACCUUUCGUGCUAUUCAAGACGUAGCAGCUACAACAAUACAAUCAUGUUGGCGCGGCUAUCGCGUUCGUAAGCCUUUCCAGAAACGUAAAACGCUGUACAUGCGCCAUGAGCAGCUAAAAAGAGACAUGAAGAGAAGAAACAGCGCGGCUAAAGAAGAAGAACUAAAAUCGCAUACUGUUGAGGCAGCUAUGUCUGCAAGUGUUGAGCCUCAGGUUCCUUUGUGGGGUGUCGGUCGUCGACAGGCUUUGUGUCACAGUACCUCUGGUGGUCUCUUUCAACUAGAUCUCGACUUACAGCCUGAAGGAAAGGCUCAUGACUAUAGUGAUGAUGAUCAUGACAGUUACGAGACGGUCUUGGACGGGGAGACUAGUGAUGGGGAGUACGAUUUCCUAUCGACGAUUUUAGAAGCGUCGUUUCCUUCGGUAAAUGGGAGUGUAUUUGAAACUAUGGCAGACAGAGAUGGCACUAUUAAACAAAACAAUAGAAUAUCGCUAGCUGCUGAAACUAUCGCCGAAAAUGAGGAUGAAAAACACGAACAAGAAUCGCAAGUUAUGGAGGAGAGUCAAAAUUCGUCUUCUUUAGAUAAUCGUAUUUCCAAUAACCCACCUGAUAUAACGUCUGCUGAACGAAGUAAUACUUCUUGCAGUGAGGAUCGCGAGCUAGACGACUGCACCGAUUUCACUCCUCCACCCAAUGUAGCGUCCCCUGCACGAAGCAAUACUUCUUGCAGUGAGGAUCGCGAGCAAGACGGCCGCACAGAUUUCAUUCCCCCGUCCAAUGUAGCGACUGCUGACAGAAGCAAUGCUUUUUACAGUGAGGAUGGCGAGCUAGAUGACUGCACAGAUUUCAUUCCUCCGUCCAAUGAUGCGUCUACUGAACGAACUAAUACUAGUUCUCGCAGUGAAGAUCGCAGACUAGAUGGUCGUACAGAUUUUAUUCCUCUGCGCGAAAAUAAAAUUUUACUUCAUUCACAGACUUCUGAAAAUGCUCGCAAAGAGAGAAAAAGACGUGAGUUGAUUCGUGCUAAAAUGCAGGCUGCAACGACUAUCCAACGAUGGUACAGAAGAAAUCGCAUAUCAAAGCAACAUGAAUAUWGUGUUGCAGAAUUGCAAAAUGACCAUGAAGAGCUCAUUAAACAAAUUGCAGCGUUAACAAUUCAACUUUGGUGGAGAAAAUACCUUUGCAGGCAUUAUCAUCAUGAUAAUCAUGAAAUUACACAUUCUGGUCACGAGUUUAGCAGAUCAGAGACAAGUAAGGAGAAUUAUUCUCAAUUUAAGACAUCUAGAACGAGGAAAAAGGAUUCACAAGUCCGAGGCUUUGUGCAAAAUUCUUGGAAAGGUUCCAGAAGUAACCGCAAAAACGUUUCUAGUGUAACUUCAAUUGGAUCACAGAGGCGAAGCACGCUUAGCUCUGUGUCUGGAAGAAGGAGUACCAGGCCUAGUUUAUCGCAAAAAAGGGUUACCAACAAUAAAAUCAGACCUAGUGUUGGUAGGAUGACCAAGACUGGAUGGGGUCAGGAUUUUGAUGUGAAUUUUUCAAGGAAACUAAGUAAAAAUAGUUGGAAAAGCUAGCAAACUACAGAACUUUCAAAACUUGGAUAAUAAGAGUUAUAAAUAUAGAUGAAAGAUAAACAAAAAGAAAUUAAAUUAUUAAAAGUGGAAAAUGUCAUGGAUUUUUUUUGAGUUUGAUAGGUCGUGAGGCCGUAACCGAAAAUACCCGAAAGGAAUAUCAACUGGUCUAAUUGUUUUAGUAUUCACCAAACUAUAGGGCAAAUUUGAAAAAAAAUAAAGAACAAUUUUUGAAUAGGGUCUAUGUUCAUUAUCUUCCAUAAAAGUAUGGAAGCCGUAGCCAUCUUGGAGAUAACAACAUUUUAGUAUCAUUUCCAUCAUGGCGGCCGAACUUUCGAGGCCUUCUGAGAUCUUCUGAUAAUGGAAGAAGUAUGAGUAGAUAUUUCCGGUGGUC